Molecule: messenger RNA, 1123 nt
Organism: Labrus bergylta (ballan wrasse)
Lineage: Eukaryota; Metazoa; Chordata; Actinopteri; Labriformes; Labridae
Gene: her8.2
Product: hairy-related 8.2
Biological process (GO): regulation of transcription by RNA polymerase II; anterior/posterior pattern specification; regulation of neurogenesis
Cellular component (GO): nucleus
Molecular function (GO): RNA polymerase II cis-regulatory region sequence-specific DNA binding; DNA-binding transcription factor activity, RNA polymerase II-specific; protein dimerization activity
Source: RefSeq, a predicted model, not a curated record
CCGGGACUCUCGGUUAUUGAAUGGAGCUAGUGACCUGUCAUUCUUGACUGAUGGGACCCCGUGUGUGGGAAAAUCCGGCAGCCAAAGAGUUGGAGCAUUCACAUGCUAAUUGCGUCCGAUAAAUAAGAGGGUCGCGCCGCGCCGAGGGCCCUAGAGACGCACUGAGAUCCAGAGCAGAGCGCGCAGACACCCGAGAGGAAACAUGACUGCUGCAUCCAUGGCGCACAACGUGGGGAAACAUGCCAGUGCCAAGGCGGAAAGAAAGCUGAGGAAGCCGCUUAUUGAGAGGAAACGACGGGAGAGGAUAAACAAUUGUUUGGAUCAGCUGAAAGAAACUGUUAUCGGAGCGUUCAGGCUGGAUCAAUCCAAACUGGAAAAGGCAGAUAUUCUAGAGAUGACAGUGAAGCAUUUGCAAAACAUCCAAAGCCACAAAGUCAACGACCCCACAAUAGGUCUGGAGGCCCAGCAGAAAUACAGCACAGGCUACAUCCAGUGCAUGCACGAGGUCCACAACAUGCUCCUCACCUGCGACUGGAUGGACAAAACCCUGGGCUCCCGUCUGCUGAACCACCUCCUCAAGUCCCUGCCCAGGCCCACUGAUGAGCGACCCCUCCAUCCCUCACCCAGGCACGAUGUUCCUCCUUCCCCUCCUGGCACGGGGCUUCACUGCAGCCCCCUCAGAGGGGACCUCCAGCUUCAGAGAGAAGCACCCACCUGCCAUGUGUCUGGACCCCCAGAAAGAGCUGCUGUCCACAGCUCCCACCUGGGGCUACUGGACAUGUGGAGGCCCUGGUGAAAUGGUGGAUGUAAUGAGCUUGGUUCUCCAUUUUUGUUAGGCCAUCCUCUGUUAUGUAUCUUAUAGAUAUGUUGCUCAGAAAACAAACGUGGGGCAGUUUUGUUCCAGUGGUUAUUAUUAUUAUUGUAGUUUUGCUAUAAUGAUUCUUUCCUCAGUACUUCCCUUCAGAAGUCAACUUCUCGUAGCCUGCAUUGUAGAAGGCUCUUAUUAAUCUUUUGUGUAUUUAUUGUAUUAACAGCUUUAUUUAUUGGAUUUAAUAUUGCUCUGCUUCUUAGACCACUUGCUUUGAACUAUAUAGAGAUGUUUAUGUCUUCCUUCUUUGCUUUA